GAGCACCCAGCACUGCGCAUGUGUCGCUUGGAGGCUUCUCUGCAUCAAACUGCUGUUGCCCUGGGUAGUGCUGCCCAUGCCUGCCGAUUAAUCUGCCAUGACUACAGCAAGAUACAGGCCUACGUGGGAUUUGGCUCUGGAGCCACUGGUUUCCUGCAAGCUCUGCCUGGGAGAAUAUACCGUUGAACAAAUGACCACAAUAGCACAAUGCCAGUGCAUAUUCUGUACCCUGUGUUUAAAACAGUACGUCGAACUUCUAAUCAAGGAAGGCUUAGAAACUGCAAUCAGUUGUCCAGAUGCUAGUUGUCCAAAGAGAGGUCACUUACAGGAAAAUGAGAUCGAAUGCAUGGUUGCAGCAGAAAUUAUGCAAAAGUAUAAAAAGUUGCAGUUUGAAAAAGAAAUCCUCUUGGAUCCAUGCAGAACGUGGUGUCCCUCGUCAUCCUGUCAGGCUGUUUGUAAACUCCAAGAGAAAGGCAUUCAGAAUCCACAACUUGUACAGUGUGCAGCCUGCGACAUUGAGUUCUGUUCGGCCUGCAAGGCCAACUGGCACCCGGGGCAAGGAUGCCCAGAAAACAUGGCAAUUACGUUUCUUCCAGGAGAUUCAAGCUCUUUCUUUAAAAGCCUUGAAGAUGACGUGCCGAUCAAACGCUGCCCAAAGUGUAAAGUCUAUAUAGAGCGGGAUGAAGGUUGCGCGCAGAUGAUGUGCAAGAACUGCAAGCAUGCGUUCUGCUGGUACUGCCUGGAAUCUCUAGAUGAUGAUUUCCUGCUCAUACAUUAUGACAAAGGGCCAUGUCGGAACAAACUGGGCCAUUCCAGGGCGUCGGUCAUAUGGCACAGAACUCAGGUUGUGGGCAUAUUUGCCGGAUUCGGCCUAUUACUCUUAGUAGCAUCACCGUUCCUGUUACUGGCCACCCCUUUUGUUUUGUGUUGCAAAUGUAAAUGCUGCAAAGGGGAUGACGACCCGCUACCGACUUAACACAAACUGCUAUGUUAUGGCUACAGUAUUUCUCCCCAGGGAAAUUACUGUCGAGGGUUACUUUACAUAUCGGAUCCUCCAUAUGAGCCUUACCUGUCCAUUCAGCUUUCCCAGCCACAAAUGGUGCCAUUAUUCUAAGAAUCGCUCUUGGGAAGGCGGCUGAUACCACUCGGAGGGAUAUGAUUAAUGUGACUUACAGGAAUCCUUGAGGAGGAGAUGAAUGGAAUGUUCCACGUGAGACCAAGAGCUUGCACACAACCGAUUCUCAAGGCUUCUCUACAAUUGUAUAUAAGCCGAUCCAUUGUAUUUAAUACCUUCUGCUUUUCUAUGUCUCCUAUUUAAUUUUUUUUUUUUUUUGUUCAGUUAUAAGUGAAUAUUAAGACUUUUUUUUAAAGAAUUGCUUCACUAAAUUGUGGGGUGACAUCAAGAUAUAUUGUUAUGCGCAAAGAGUCAAAUAAUCGAAGGUUUAUUCCUUGAUUAGAUCAAAGGAAGAGUUUAAGGUAGGGCAAAAAGGAUAUUUACCCCAGAACAAUCUGGAAUGUUGUAUCUAUCUAUGUUGUUGAGCUACAUUGGAAGGUAGAGUUAUAUUAAAGGGGAACUCCACCCAACACACAACUUGAGCUUUUUGAAAACUAAACAUAAUUUCAAGCAACUGUGCAAUAUCAAUAAAAAAAUAUGCAGCCUU
This is a messenger RNA of Xenopus tropicalis (tropical clawed frog), 1661 nucleotides long. RefSeq names its product ring finger protein 144A (gene rnf144a). The record is from RefSeq and is marked validated. Gene Ontology annotation, cellular component: mitochondrial membrane; cytoplasm; membrane. Gene Ontology annotation, biological process: protein ubiquitination. Lineage: Eukaryota; Metazoa; Chordata; Amphibia; Anura; Pipidae. Gene Ontology annotation, molecular function: zinc ion binding; ubiquitin protein ligase activity; ubiquitin-protein transferase activity.